Cryptomeria japonica (Japanese cedar) is the source of this 804-nucleotide messenger RNA. RefSeq names its product flavonol synthase/flavanone 3-hydroxylase-like. Bases 1 to 804 code for a protein of 267 amino acids. NCBI's taxonomy places the organism in Eukaryota, Viridiplantae, Streptophyta, Pinopsida, Cupressales, Cupressaceae. The record is from RefSeq and is a predicted model, not a curated record. The transcript is spliced from 4 exons.
AUGGUUGAUUCCUUGGCAGAUUUUGUGCCAUUUCAACUAGUUGAACUAGCUGAACUGGUGGUAACGGUUGCACUAGUGGAGUUGGAUGCACUGCUAGAACUAUUGGUUGAUACCUUGCGGGUUGAUAACUUAUUGUGGUGCUUUAACCCUCUUGUUCAUACUUGGCAGUUGAACGUGCUUCACAGGAUCAGGGAAGUGAUGGAUGAAUACAGCAAAAAGAUUUGCAAAUUGUGGGAAGUUCUGAUGCAGCCACUAUGUGGCGGCCUUGGUUUGGCUAAUGAAAAUGCUCUUCAUGAGGCAUUGGGUGGAGAGAGGAAGGAGAUUCACUUCACCAUAAACUACUACCCUCCCUGCCCUCAGCCAGAACAGGUGUUGGGCAUCUCAGCUCACUCUGAUGUGGAUGCACUCACAAUUCUCCUUCAGGACCAAACCCCAGGCCUGCAAAUUCUCAAGGGCGAUGCAUGGCUUGAAGUUCCCUGCAUCCCAGGUGCUCUUGUUGUCAAUAUUGGUGAUCAAAUUGAGUUUAACGUCACUGUUAUUUUUGCAAGGCAGAUAUUGAGCAAUGGAAAAUACAAAAGCAUUGAGCAUAGGAGUUUUGUUCAUAAAAAUUGUGUGAGGAUGUCAUGGCCCAUGUUCUGUACUCCGUCUCAAAAUAUAAUCAUCUCACCUCUCAAAGAAUUGAUAAGUAAAGAGAAUCCUCCGUUGUAUGCAGCAUCGUCUUACCAAGAGUAUCUGGAGCAGUUUUUCUCCAAAGGAUUGAUUGGCAAGGAUCAAAUCAAUGAACUCAAAUAUUCAUCUGCAUAG